AUGUUACUGCUUACCGUUUGCUACACAACUCAACCCACACAACAACAAGAACGCAAGAAACAGAAAAAAUCAAUUCAAGAUGGUGAAGUCGUAGAAUUGAGUGCGAUGAAGUUUCUUUUAAUCUUACUAUCAAUAAUUCCAGCUGCUCUGUCACAAUGUGGCUCCAGUCAAACGAUGUUAAAUGAAGGGGCCAAAUUAUGUUGUUAUUAUGAUACAACAGGUAUACCAACAAUUGGUUAUGGUUUUAAUUUAAACGGGACUGAUGCAUCGUCCACUUUGUCUCAAUAUGGUUUAACUCUUGCGAAUGUUUUGAAUGAUUGUAAAAAAAGCACGUCAAAAAGCUGUUUAACACAAGCUCAAAUUGAAGCAAUAUUUAACAGCAAAUCUUAUCCGGAAGCCACAACAUGUGUAAACAGUUUUGUGUCUGGUUUAUCAGCGCAAGUUCAGGCUGCUUUGAUUGAUGUAGCAUUUGCUGGCUGUGCAACGCUAAAUCAAUUCGUCAAGAUGAAAGCUGACCUUCAAAAUAAAGAUUAUACUGGAGCUGCGAAUGAACUUAAAAAUUCUGCUUGGUGUGUACAAGUAAAACAAACACGAUGUAGUUCGGAUGCUGCAUGCAUUCUAUCGGGUGGAAGUGGUUCGCAGACUUCAUCAAAGCCAAAUACUGCCAAAACAUUGUCAAGCUCGAAGGGUAGCGGAAGUACUGCCAAAACAUUGUCAAGCUCGAAGGGUAGCGGAAGUACUGCCAAAAUAUUGUCAAGCUCGAAGGGUAGCGGAAGUACUGCCCGUGGAACAAAUAAACCGCAAGUACCAACUACUACUACCAAAUUCCUGAAUGUAGAAACUACCGAACCUGCAAGCUACUAUGAUUAUGACGGUGGCGACUAUGGCGGAGACUACACCGGUGACGGAGGUGAUGGUGGCGGAGACUACACCGGUGACGGAGGCGAUGGUGAUGGAGACUACAAUGGUAACGGGGACUACGACUACAAUUAUGAUGGAGGCUCCGGGAGACUAUUCGCUAAUCGUAUAGUGUCAUACAUAGAUAUUAUAUUGUCUCAACUCACAUCCAGUUCGACACAUGAUUUUUGA
This is a messenger RNA of Didymodactylos carnosus, 1089 nucleotides long. The record is from the annotation of a GenBank genome assembly. Lineage: Eukaryota; Metazoa; Rotifera; Eurotatoria; Philodinida; Philodinidae.